CUGGCUCCCAGGGCGACUGUCUCCAAGGACUUCCCUCAUAGGUUAUAGCCAUGAUCUCCACCUCUGAAUGGCAGAAAAUUGGCAUGGGUACCAUGGGCUUUGGCAUCUUCUUCAUCUUCUUUGGGAUCCUCUUGUACUUUGACUCCGUGCUUAUAGCCUUCGGAAAUAUACUAUUCCUAUGUGGCCUCUCCUUCAUCAUUGGCUUGAGAAGGACUUUUGGAUUCUUCUUCCAGUGGCAUAAACUGAAAGGAACAAGUUUCUUCCUGGGUGGUGUGAUAAUUGUCCUCUUGCGCUGGCCUCUUUUGGGGAUGGCCCUGGAGACUUAUGGCUUUAUUAACCUCUUCAGAGGUUUUUUCCCGGUUGCUUUUGGAUUCCUAGGCUCCAGCAUCCCGUUUCUCAGUUCGCUGUUCCAGAGGUUCCAGGGCACCAGCUCCAUGGUCUGAUCAGCAGAGGUGGACUCCUUGAACUUGAACUGUUGUACGUGGGGAAGAUUGGACAUCGCCCCCACAUGCUUUUCUUGACAAAUUCCAGUCCUCCCUUGGAGGUGGGCUGAAGGGAUGGAGCUGAGUGAUUGAAUCUAGAGUUACCAAUGGGCUUAAUAUGAAUUCUGGCAAAGUCUCAGCCCCAUGGAUACCCUAACAGAAAGGAGUGGCCCAGGACAAAGACCCAAGGAGAUCAGACUGGAAUGGGUUCACAUCCCUGCCUUGUAUUUAUGGACAACAAAAAGAAAGACUUUUAAAGUAAAUUUCCAGAUUGAGAA
Molecule: messenger RNA, 760 nt
Organism: Vombatus ursinus (common wombat)
Lineage: Eukaryota; Metazoa; Chordata; Mammalia; Diprotodontia; Vombatidae
Gene: GOLT1A
Product: golgi transport 1A
Exons: 5
Coding region: 51-443 (130 amino acids)
Biological process (GO): retrograde transport, endosome to Golgi; endoplasmic reticulum to Golgi vesicle-mediated transport
Cellular component (GO): membrane; endoplasmic reticulum
Source: RefSeq, a predicted model, not a curated record